CGUCCUUAGUAACCCGCCCCGCCUCCUCCAGUCCCACGUGGUGUUUCGGAAGCCAAGUCGCCCACUGAUUACGUCAUCAGAAUACUAUCUGCUCGUGGUUUUUGUUUUAUAUACAAUUUUCCCAUCGUUCGUUCAAAGUACACACUUCCAGUUGCUGCGGCUGCCAUGGAGCAGUUCGGGGGCCCACAGAGAGUGUUGUCUUACCUGCAGGAGGUGGAGGGGAGAGCGGAGGAUGUGCUGGGGAACCGGCGGCAGAUUGUGGAUUUGGAUAUGAAGAGGAACCAGAACAGAGAAGCCCUGAGGGCCCUCAGCAAGGACCACUCUCCAACAGGAAGGGUAACUGUCUGCUUCGGGAACAUGUUCAUAGAGCUCCCAAAGAGCAAGACCAAGGAGAUCAUAGAGCGAGACCAGGAGCAGCUGGAUAAAGAGAUUUCAGGGCUCCGCAAGGAGCUUAAAGUGAAGGUGAAAGAGCUGUAUGAGGCCCAAGGAAAGCCUGAGCUAAAAGGCUAUGACCUGAUGGCACUCUCCCCAGAAGAGAUGAAAUCGAUUAACAAGGCGCUGGGAAAAUGACUCUGCUAGAUAACAACACACAGGGCAGUUCAUCCUUUUCUUGGGCCCUUACAGGAAGGAGCUUUAAUUCCAUACCACUGAUCCAUCUAUAUCAAAUAAAUGAACUUAUAGUUUAA
This is a messenger RNA of Xenopus laevis (African clawed frog), 686 nucleotides long. It is a transcript of the gene pdrg1.S, whose product is annotated as p53 and DNA damage regulated 1 S homeolog. Bases 166 to 570 code for a protein of 134 amino acids. The transcript has 5 exons. Gene Ontology annotation, biological process: protein folding. Lineage: Eukaryota; Metazoa; Chordata; Amphibia; Anura; Pipidae. Gene Ontology annotation, cellular component: prefoldin complex; cytoplasm. The record is from RefSeq and is a predicted model, not a curated record.